AAACAGGGGGGAAAGUCCACAAACUAAGGGGUUUCUGUAUGGUUUAGGUAUAUUAUUGUUUGUUUCCUAAUUCGAGUCGAGACUUUUUUAUUGAUUUAGGUAUCUUGAGGGAGCUGAAUGCAGUUGUCAUAAGAGUACAAGGAUAAUAUACUACCACUCAAAUGUGGCAUCUGCACAAAUUAUACUUAUAUCCUGGUUGGUAAUGUGAAAACUUGGCUGAAUUUUUGGGUUCUCGCUUCUGCAUGUCACGGUCGCUCAGUCCUGGGCGAAUGAAUAUGUCUAUCUAUAUACGUACAAGGUGCACCUUAGAUGCACCCAGGCGCAACACAACCCGGGCUUCAAGGCUUGCAUCCAACAAAGCGGAACACCACUGUAAUCGCCCGGGCUGUAUUAUUAUUUGGAUAAAACACCAGGAGUUUGCAGGACCUGCAGGAUCGAAUGAGCAUAGUCCACCGUCCGGCAAUAUUUCUUACCAUAUUCUCUGGACUUCGCAACUCAAGCCUGCUCUUGUACCCUGGCGAUACUCCAAGAUUCUGGGGGGUACCGCGAGUGGCAAGUUCAGCAUUGGGGGGGUGUCAAUACAUCAUGCAUGUAAGCAUAACCACAGCGCAUCCCGCAUUACCCCUAUUGUUCGGUGCUCUGUCCCCCUUUCCCUUCUGCUUUUCUUUAUUUCAGGGCACAUAACUGGAAAGGGGAAAAGCCGAGAAGUUCGAGGCUUGCGGACACUGCGGUAUAUGUCGGAUGUUCGGCAUUCACGUCGAUGAUAAUCAAGUUGCGAUGGGACAACCAUGAACUCCAGAGAAUGAUGUUCCCACUCGAUACGGUGGGAGAAAUGGGGAGAACGGAGGAGAUCACAAACAAAUCCAUAAGAGCCUACUCCGUAUGCUUCUUGCAAAUCAAACUAACUAGCGCGGGUUCCAGCUGGUGUGGUCCGAGCUGAUGUGCAGGGAUAUAAAUUCCUUUGCCAC
This is a messenger RNA of Aspergillus versicolor CBS 583.65, 968 nucleotides long. RefSeq lists its product as uncharacterized. The transcript has a single exon. Bases 243 to 764 code for a protein of 173 amino acids. The record is from RefSeq and is a predicted model, not a curated record. NCBI's taxonomy places the organism in Eukaryota, Fungi, Ascomycota, Eurotiomycetes, Eurotiales, Aspergillaceae.